CCAUGAUUCAAUGGGCACCUUUGCACCUUGUCUUGGUGUGAACAUGAUCCAACCUUCAUCCUUCUUGGCACUCGUUCAUCCUCUUACGACAAACUCUGUCACGCUCUUUUCACUGUAAAGCAGACUCAUCCUCAAUUUCCAGCCUUACCCCGCAAAUCCAUCUCGGGCUACACGCAAGUUCUCUCAGGGAUCCCCGCAUCCCCCGAGUCGGCACAUCAUCCAACUGACAUACACCCCAUCUUGCUUCUCAGGCUGCGCAUCACUUUUUUCUAUCUCACGCUCUCUCCCCUCUUCAUUUCUUUUAAUCAUCUUCUCUGUCAUCUUGUCUUCUCUCGCGAAUUUAUCACGACUUUCCGGCUGCGCCUGAUAUCGACGUUCACAACAUUGUAGCCCAACUUUCAUAUCGCGACUGGCUCGCGUAGUCUUCAAUCAGUCUCCUACAAACGUAUCGCCUCUUGCACUUGGCCCUUGAUAGUCUGCUGGUCGGACUUUCAUCCCAUUCAUCCCCGUGCCAAGUGACCCCCUGCUUGUCAUUUGCUCGUCUGCUCAUCUGCUCUGACCGUCAAACAGCAAAUUCACAACCCAAGGCAUCUCCUUUCGACUGCGUCCAGAUCGUUCCCACUCCCACCAUCUUUCACUUCUCCAAACCUUGGAGAGGUAUCCGCAAUCCCCCAAAAGUCGGUCGCCUGACAAGUUUGUCAGUCUCCCCAUGUUCUCCCAUCUUCUCUUACUGUCCCUCGGACUGGGAGCCUUGGCCAGUCCGCUGGCCGAGCCCGAAGCAUUCGCCAUUCCCCCUCCUCAUUCUUCACCCAUACCGGCCGAACCACGCGUUUUGGGCGGGCGAGGGACAUCACUUCCUCUCUUCCAUUCGAAAUCUUCCAUCAGACGAGCACGUUCAGCAGCCAAUGCAAAGCGUGAUAAUUCCCGGCAUACUCUCAUAUACCAUGGACGAAAUAGGAAAAAGAGCCUGGAAGAGAGAGAUACUCAACCGACUUGGUUAUUGGAAGCGGCCGCUUUCAUAGAUAGACGAUAUAAUGGAGGCGCUGGAAAUUUUCAAGCCCUGAUAGCUGCCGAGUUGGGAAAAAGAGCUGGUGAGGCCGACCUUACCGACCAUAACCUUGACGCUUCAUAUUCCGCCAACAUUGCAAUUGGUACACCCAGUCAAGAGUUCCCUAUCGUACUAGAUACUGGAUCGUCGGAUCUGUGGGUGGCCACCAGUGGUUGUACAGGAUGUACCAAUAUGGCGACGUAUGCCAGCAAGUCGUCGUCUUCGUACGUGAGCUUGAACUCGUCUUUCAACAUCGAAUACGGCUCUGGCACGGCGUCCGGAAUUCUGGUGCAGGAUCUCGUCACUCUUGCCGGAUAUUCUGUAGCCUCGCAAACCCUGGCCACUGUCACUACCCUGUCACAAGGGUUACUGAGCUCCUCUCUGAGUGGAAUCAUGGGACUGAGCUGGCAGAGCUUAGCCUAUUCUAAAGCCGUACCACUGUGGAUCACUCUCGCCAAAUCAACAUCUUGGGAUCAACCGUUAUUCGCCUUCUACCUGAAGCGAUAUCGAGAUGUCGCCGGUGCCACCAGUGUCGAAUCCGAUGGUGGUAUGGCAAACUUUGGAUAUCUCGACGCUACCAUUUAUACGGGUGAUGUGACGUACGUCACUGUUCCUUCCGAUGCUCAGUACUGGCAAAUUCCCAUCGACAGUAUGUCUAUGCAGGGUACCGCCAUCUCGCUGGGAACAUCUACCGCAGCCGCCAUCGAUACCGGUACCACCCUCAUCGGUGGUCCUUCAGCCAUCAUCGCCAAGAUCUACGCUGCCAUCCCUGGGUCAAAACCCAUGACAGGAUCAUAUGUCAACUACUACGAGUAUCCAUGUACCACCUCCAUCUCUUUCAGUCUCACCUUUGGAGGGUUCGAGAUCCAAGUCUCUGAUGCGGAUUUCAACCUCGGUCGAUAUUCGAGUGAUACGACCUAUUGUACUGGUGCAGCUUUCGUUCAAGAUCUUCCCUCCAACUCUCCUGUCCAAUGGAUCGUUGGUGAUACUGUCCUGAAGAACGUAUAUUCCGUCUAUCGAUAUUCUCCACCUGCAGUAGGCUUUGCAGCUCUUGCGGGAGAUUCCACACAACUGGCAGCCAAUGCAAGUACGACCAUCCCACAGGGUAGUGGUUUACCCACAGGUGGAGCAAGUACCGAUUCGAGUACGUCAACGAGUAGUAAUCCGGUAUCAAGUGGCAGUAGCGGAGUUGGUCCUAGUGGAAGUGGUGAGAGUCCACAUGUGGUUUAUGCCACAGCUACGGUCACUGCGGCCGACGCGACUUCGGCAGAAUUAGCAGAUGCCACAUCUACCGCAGGUGCGACAUCAGGUGCGAGGCGGAAUAGUGUUUGUGAGUCGAUAGUAAUGGGAGCGGGGUUGGGUUUGUUGGGUAUCUUUGCCUUUAUCUAAAGUGGAUCUUGAAGGUUUGGAGGGACGAACAUGGACGAUAUUUAGAAUGAAAACAUGCUUUAAUUACCUUUACAUGAUUCAUGCAUUCUACCAUCCGCAUUGAG
Molecule: messenger RNA, 2541 nt
Organism: Tremella mesenterica DSM 1558
Lineage: Eukaryota; Fungi; Basidiomycota; Tremellomycetes; Tremellales; Tremellaceae
Exons: 6
Coding region: 710-2437 (575 amino acids)
Biological process (GO): proteolysis
Molecular function (GO): aspartic-type endopeptidase activity
Source: RefSeq, a predicted model, not a curated record